Bombus pyrosoma is the source of this 6901-nucleotide messenger RNA. It is a transcript of the gene Rfx, whose product is annotated as DNA-binding protein RFX2. The record is from RefSeq and is a predicted model, not a curated record. Gene Ontology annotation, molecular function: DNA-binding transcription factor activity, RNA polymerase II-specific; RNA polymerase II cis-regulatory region sequence-specific DNA binding. The transcript is spliced from 17 exons. Bases 688 to 3135 code for a protein of 815 amino acids. Lineage: Eukaryota; Metazoa; Arthropoda; Insecta; Hymenoptera; Apidae. Gene Ontology annotation, biological process: regulation of transcription by RNA polymerase II.
UUAUUACAUUAAUAGUGUCUUAAUAGUUUUAUGUUGAUAUUAUAUUUGCAAAGAAUACGAUUAAUAUAUCUUUUUUCAAUAGAAUAUACAAUAAAAAUUUCUAUAUCCUAUUUUUUUUUGUACCAUCGAAACUUUUUCACGGGUACGUAGGCUAAUUAUAAAAUUUAUUGCUAUUGAUCAGGAGGGAGUUUUAAUACUCUCUAAUUGCACCUAUGAUCCGACCUUUCCUAUCGAUGCUUUCAAUCCCCUUGACAAGAGUUCUAUGUCCAUCCACGCGUAUGCUACAUUUUAGCCACUACCCCUCGCCCUUUCGUUUUCUUCCCUUUGAAACAUUGUUUGGUACCUGUCACCCUACAGGUACAGGGUGUACCAAUACAUCUUGCUACACAUGCGUCGAAACGACAAUUCCGUGUUUCAUUCGAGCGCUCUUUGAGGCUUCUCUUUGAUCUAUAGAUUAUUGAAUGCUACACACCUGCGAGAAAUUACGUAGGCGAUUCUUCUUAUAUGUAGGUUAGGGUGUCUGUUAAUCUAUCGCUAUAACUAACAUCCGAUUCGCGGGUAUCACCGUUCGAUUAUGUUUCCUGCUUCUGCCUAUCAACGUAUACAAUAUAUUCUUCCCUUCACAAACGGGGAGGUAGCAGUAGUGGUGAUACAGUGGGAGUAGAGAGAGGUGAAGGAGUGAUUGCCAUGACUACGACAGGAGCCCAGUAUGCCCUCGCAGCAUCCACCAGAGCUAAUAACAGUGGGGGUAGCUCUACAACAGUGGGGGUGGAACCUAAGCCAAGCGUUGUUGUCGUGACUACUUCCAGCUCCAGUGGCAGUGGUAAUGCAGCACAGAGUCAGUCUACGAGGGGACAGCAACUUAUCACUGUUGUUACCAGUCCUGAUCCUUCCAGUCCAAAUAAUCUACAACCUAUACAGUUAUUGGUUCAGGAUCCGCUUGAAACAGCUGCAGACUCUUCCAACGGCUCAACAGGUACUCCAGCGCAUGUUACAGCACAGGUUGUAGUGAAUACUACCCAUUCUGGUCAGCAUACUCUUGUUGAUUCUGACGCUGCAUCCACGUCUGCUGGUACCAUUGUCAGUGGAUCUCCGCAUUUUAUUACAGUAACAGGCACCAGUGACUCACCAUCCUACGCGUCCCUCACAACGGCAGUAGUGUCUGGUGAACCGGAAGCGGUGGGGUCCGAGUCGGUUUCUCAUCCUACCUAUGUUCAAUAUGUUGAGGGGGAUGGUUCUACGUAUAUACCGACAAAUGGCCAGAUGACAUACCCUGUAUAUGCUGUUGGAGAAGCAGGAGCGAUGUAUACUCCUGCAUCCAGUCAGUACUACACACCAGCAACCACACCAGUAACUUACGCUCAGGUUACUGGUCAAGGUUCAAAUUCUACAACUGGACAAUUGUUAUCCCAGGGCAAUGGCACGUACCUUAUUCAACAGAGUGUUGUAGAUGGGGAUCCGACAGCACACGCGUUAAUAUCUGCAGCCGCUGCACGUGCUAGUCCGCAAACAGAAAAUGCGGAAACUGUGGUUAGCGGGGGUGGAGGGGCAUACUUGAUCAGCGGUAAUUCAGGAAGUACUGCUGUCACCGUGGAAGAUGCUGCAGCAGCAGCUGCAAAUAUGACGCAUGCCACUAGAGUUUCCCAAGCAACAGUUCAUUGGUUGCUUGAAAAUUAUGAAACAGCAGAUGGUGUUUCUCUUCCAAGAUCCACACUUUACAAUCAUUAUCUACGUCACUGUUCCGAAAAUAAGUUAGAUCCUGUAAAUGCCGCAAGUUUUGGGAAAUUAAUACGUUCCGUUUUUUUGGGUUUAAGAACCAGACGAUUGGGCACAAGGGGAAACUCAAAGUAUCAUUAUUAUGGAAUUCGUGUUAAACCCAGUUCUCCUUUAGUCAUGCUAAAUGAAGAUGGAACACCGCGUCAGCAACAUGGUACAAAUUCGCAAACGAAACGAUUCAAAUUCGUGAACCAAAAACAGGAUACUACAUAUGAGAACAAUGCGCAUUCUAAUACGAACAUUUCUUCGAACAAUUCGCCGCCACAAUAUCAUCAAUAUCUGGGUGAGGCGAGUGGUGCUAUUCCAGAAUUUCCAGAAAUAAUAGUCGGUCAUGGUUCGUCCCUUCCGGAAGAUUGCACGUUAGAGGAUAUUGAUACGUUUCGUAGUAUAUACAGAGAACAUUGUGAAGCCUUUUUAGAUGCUGUUCUCAACUUUGAGUUCGCUACUGUAGAAAGUCUUUGGAGAGAAUUUUGGCGUAGCCAGGACAAUAAUAAUGGUGAUGAAUGUGAGGAAGAAAAAUAUUUAUCAAAGACUAAGUUAUAUCAGAUGUGUAAAUGUUCAGAAGUUCAAGAUUUCAUAAGAAAAGUUGAUUAUACAUUUUAUCAAAAUUUAGUAGAAGUACUAAUGCCUAAUGUAUUGCGACCCAUACCGAGUUCAUUAACACAGUCUAUCAGAAAUUUUGCAAAAGGACUAGAAUCGUGGUUGACGUCAGCAAUGGCUGAUUGCCCUGAAGAAAUGACUCAAAUAAAGUUGACUGCUGUAUCUGCGUUUGCUCAGACACUAAGGCGUUAUACAUCGUUGAAUCACCUUGCUCAAGCUGCACGUGCAGUGCUUCAGAAUUCUAGUCAAAUAAAUCAAAUGCUAGCUGAUCUGAAUCGCGUUGAUUUUCAUAAUGUGCAAGAACAGGCUUCGUGGGUAUGCCAAUGCGAUUACGCAAUGGUACAACGUCUGGAAGCAGACUUUAAGGUAACAUUACAACAACAAAAUUCAUUGGAAGAUUGGGCAAUUUGGUUAAAGAGCGUUGUGACUCAAGUUCUUAAACCGUUCGAGGAAAAGCCAACAUUUGCAAAGGCCGCUCGACAAUUUUUGCUCAAAUGGUCCUUUUAUAGUUCCAUGGUUAUUCGUGACCUUACUUUAAGAAGCGCAGCAAGUUUCGGAUCUUUUCAUCUAAUUCGAUUAUUGUACGAUGAGUAUAUGUUUUAUUUGAUUGAGCAUCAAGUAGCAGUUGCCACAGGGACAACUCCAAUAGCAGUAAUGGGAGAUAAAAGUCAAAAUUGCUCUUUAGUUAGCGCGUUUGGGGCCACUUCUAAUGGAGAUGCGUCAAACACAAGUCAACCAAAGCGUAUGAAAUUAAGCUAACUGCGUGCCUACGUCUUUUAGUUUUGAAAAUAAGCCAGUAGCACCUGAGAAUGGAACGUUAGCACAAGAGCAUGCAGGCCUACUAACACACUAGUCCCAUAAAUUAUAAUUUUAUAUAAGAUGAGAUCUUAUUGUAUUAUGACUUGAACAAAGAAGAUUUUUGCAUAACGAACACCCAGGAUAUAUACAAUCUAAGUAAGUUUGUGUGAUAUAAUGUGUAGGAAUAUGUAAUGCAAUCUCGUUUCAUGCGAGUAUAUGAUGCAAGUGUAACGUAUCGCUGGCACGAUGUUUAGUACAUUAAUGUAUCAUCUAGUCGAAACAUCCUUGAAAUGUGUAUGGGACCAUGAAUUUAUCAUGCCCUUAUAGUAUUCAAUAUCGAAAGCUUACUCGACUAAAAGUUUCGUUUCCUUUGAAGCUUCCGAGCAUUCCGAAAAUUCUUAAACUUUACCACUAAUAACUUGAACUUCGUACUACCUAAUGUACUUUACUUUUUAGCAUGUUACAUGAAAAUUAAGUCGAGUGAGCUUAAAAUAACGAACAUCAGUUUGUGCAAAAGAAAAUAGUCGGAAAGAGAGCAUUUUUAACGGAGAAAAUUUUUUCUCCUAGAAUUCAUAUCGACGGAUUCUAUUUUGCACAAAUAAUUGAGUAACAUUUUACAAGAUCCGCCCUGUCGACGGUAUUGUCAAAAGAAAGAGUAAGAAAAGUAACUGUUCCUACUGGAGCAGAUUCAAAUUAGAUUACUAUAAUGGUAUAAUCGAUACCAGUUUUAAAAAUUUCCGACAUUCAUAUUUUUUAAUGCAAUUUAUUAAUUAUACAUCAAGCUGCGUAAAAAAGUUCUGUUGUAAGCCGUCUGUGUGUUAUACUCUAUAUAUAUUCUUUCAGUACUUUUAAACGAAUAGUACAAACAGCGAUGAGAAAAGUGGCGAAUGUAAUGGUAUAAUAUAAUCGUUUUGAUUUACUGAUAGAAUAUACAUUAUAGUUCUUACAUUAAAUGUAUAUAUAUGAAUGGUAUGACAGAGAAUUGCACAGUUGUUGAAAUUUAAUAUGAAAGAGAAAGAAGAACAUAAAAUUGCAAAUUGUAUCAGUGAAAACUGUGAGUGUCUUCAAACAUACUUCGCAUUUAUUACAUAAUUUUAAUAUAUUUAACUACAAAAGAUGAUUUGUAUUUGUAGACACUCAAGUAACUUAUCUAUGUAGUAAAAACUAACUAAAUUUUAAGUAUACAUUGUGAAUUUCAUGUUAUACCUUUUUGUUAUAUAUGUAUUAUUUUAUGAAAGCAUGUCGAAAUAUGUAAGUUGUUACAAAAGUUGAAAACACACAUACUUUUUUUUUUAUGUAUGAUUUAUUGUAUUUAUUUAUUUUAGCCUGAUGGCCUAGAAAUUGGAUUUCGUGUUACAUAAUGAUUUCAUCAUUUAUGAUUAUGAUUAGAUUUAAUUAUAUAUAUCACAGCCACUUCUUAAAUGUGGAAAUUAGCUGAAUUAAUGGAGAUAUACUAUAAUUAUUUAUGACUUACGAUAUGAUACCAAAAGACUUAUAUUCUAAUUUGAUAUGUUCAUUUCUAAGCAUUUUAGUGUACAUUGAGAGAAAGGGAGAGAGAGAAAGAGAGAGUAUAAUUUGUUGCACACUGUAGGUUCAUAAAAACUUAUAGCUAUUAUUAUGUUUUGUUUCCAUAAAAGUUUGAUAUUUCUAAAUAUUUCAUAUUUUAUGUCAUAUUAUACAUUUAUUUCAUAUAUUUAGUGACAUGAACAAAUAUAUACACACACUAUUAUAUACUUUGAGAGAAGUACAAAGUUUCAAUGAAAUUGAUGUGUACUAUUUGACAUAUUUUUUCAGUAACUUGCUUAUUAUGGUUAUUACCAAAUGUCAGAAAAUUACUCUAAUAAUUCCGUAUUUAUGAAACAAAAGUACUUUAUUUGAGAAACUUGCGCUGAAGUAAACUUCAAUUAAUGCUUGCACAUUUAUGGAAAUGAAUAUUGAAUAUAUUAAAAGAUUAUCUUUCAAAAUUAUUACUACCUGCAUGCGAGUUUACUCAAAUACAGAAUUGAUGAUGUAAACGUAUUUUUUAUUGCAAAACAUUACUAUAUAGAUUGUUUAAUUAGACUUUGUGAAAGCACGUUACGUAUUUUACAAGAAAUCGAGAAUUAUUAUGUAAAAAUAUACGAAUUGCUUGAUUUUCCAAGAGAAAUCCUGUCAGAACGUAUCUCGAAAUGUAGGAAAUGAGUAAUUGCAUAAAUGUUUAAAUCCAUUGUAGGAUGCUAUUUUUAUUCAAUAUUAAAUUGAAAGAUAGAAACUCCUAUGAACAAACUAAAUGUUUGGCAAAACUUGGUGCCUUUUAUUUCAUACAAGAAAGAAACGAACAUUUUUUUAUUGUACCUUGAUUAUAUAAAGAAUCGAGGCCAAACGACCAAGAUGAAUGAGACAGAUAGUUAUGCUCUUCCUUUAGGGCUUCUUUUAUAGCAUUUUAUUUUGUAAAAAAGAGUUAGGAAGUUUUUUCAACGUGAUGGAGUAGAAAAGAGAAUUAAAUGAAUGUAUGAGAGGAAAUGUAUGCAUUUUAUAAAAAUAUUGUAUCGAGCAAAAAAUCGCGGUUAUUUCUUUUAAAUUUAUUUAAACGACUUUUUUUGCAAAAAAAAAAGAUUUCUUCCAAAGUAAAAUUCACUUUGUUAAAAGUCAUAAUAAAGGGUACUAAAUACUGAUCAAAUUUAUUACAUUGCGAUGUUCGUAAAUAGUUUUAACGAGAAUAGGAUACAAAUAUAUAUAUGUAUAUUUAUUUAUUGUAUAAAAGUAUUGCAUAUAUACACUAGUCAAACUUUUUAUAGAUUUAAGUCGAGAACAGGGAUUGAGUAUCACACAGUAAAUUGACCAUUGGUUGCGCAUCAUAUUAUUUGUGUGCAAAAGGAAAGGAUAGAAUAUUUCCAUAACUAUAAUGAGCUUAUACAUGUAAAAAUUAAUGAUAUGUGUACUUAGCAUAAGAAUGGCUUUCUAAGAAAUUUCUAUAUUUCUUUUUUUGUCAAUAAGAAUUCAUGCAAUGAUGGCAAGUAUGAUUGAAUAUAGAAAUGUGUGUUAAACGAAUUCAUUUUCAAAAUGUAGCAUUUAAAAAUCAAAAUCAAAUAGAAAUGUCUUAUUAUAUUACACAAAAAUGAUACUAUUUAAAAAGAAAUGUUUUGCACGGUUCUGUAUUCAUUGAUACUUGCUUGUACUUUGUACUUCUUAGGUAGAAUCGCUGUUCGUAAGUUUCACAUAAUUAUCACAAAGUGCAAGCAAUUGUAGUCUUGUUGUUGAUGAUAAAAGAUCAAACUUAACACAGUUUCCUAUGUUGCGAAAGAAGACGGCCUUAAAUAAUUCCAAUUGUAAGACAGAAAAAAAGAUUUACUACGUUGUUAAGAGAUGAACACUGAGAACAAACGAAAAAGAAGAAAAUUAAGAGAUACUCUUGAGAGAGGAAAAGUAAAAGUAUCGUUUUCCUUAUAACUUAAAGAAAAUAUUUUGAUACCUCCAGAUUUGCACAAGUCGAGUGUCAUUUAUUACUGCUUAAAUAAGAUUAUUUUUACUGAAUGCAGCUCAAAACGAUAAACAAUUUAUAUAAAUUAUGUGAGGUGUAAGAAGCUCUAAGAACUGUGUGAAUGUGCGAAUCACAAAAAAUUGAAUAAUAAAUAUAUGUUUAAAACUUGUAAGAUUGCGUUUGUUAUCUAAUUUGUGAUGUUAUCAUAAGUCAUUUAGUUGACGAGUAUUUUUCAUUAAAAUAAUUCAUUGAGAGACAUUUAAAAGA